GGGAAAGAUUGAAAUUUGCAAUACAACAAUACACAACAACAUAACACAAAUUUCAUACGCAAAAAUGAUGAAUUCCUGUGCUCAACAGAAGAGCAUGCCUGGAGGCCUUGUGCCUGCCGACCCAAACAGUCCAAAGAUCCAAGAGAUUGCUGCUUGGGCUGUUGGGCAGUACAACAAGGAACAAGGAACAUGCCUUGAGUAUGUGAAAGCUCUGAAAGCGGAACAACAAGUGGUUGCUGGUAUGAUGUACUACAUUGAGCUCGAGGCGGUUGAUGGUUGCUUGAUGAACAAGUAUUAUGCUAAAGUUUUUGAUCAGUCAUGGACCCAAACCAGAAAGCUCGAGGAGUUCAAGUGUCUGCUCCAAGAAAAUGAUCGUGUCGCCGUUGCCAACUAAUGUUCAACCACACACUCUAAGCUAUAUCUAAGCUAGAUAAUGUACGCAAUAUAUAGUGCAAGAUAAUAAACAGGACAUAGGAGUGUGAUGUACAUAUAUAUAGUUACAUCAAAACUACUAUGAACUACUACUAUUUCCAAAUUAAAGUCUGUCUUACAUGACUUAUUUAGGUUAUGUAAAACCACUAUGAACUAUCUAAUUAAAAUGUUUUUAUGAAUUUGGCUUAUA
This is a messenger RNA of Chenopodium quinoa (quinoa), 622 nucleotides long. Its product is annotated as cysteine proteinase inhibitor A-like. Gene Ontology annotation, molecular function: cysteine-type endopeptidase inhibitor activity. The record is from RefSeq and is a predicted model, not a curated record. The coding region runs from base 65 to 394 and encodes 109 amino acids. The transcript is spliced from 2 exons. Lineage: Eukaryota; Viridiplantae; Streptophyta; Magnoliopsida; Caryophyllales; Amaranthaceae.